AUGUUGCCACCGCAUUCUCUUCUCCCAUCUAGGAUGCUUAUAAGGUCUUUGUUGGUGGCCGGGGUUACUAGCCACCCGUUGCUGCUUACUCCCGGGCUGUCCAUCCUGAACUUUCUAUCUAAACCGCGAGGCCCUCUCUUCAACAUGGAGAGAAACCGUAUCUUGCAUACUAUACUGAAAAACCUUCUGUAUAACCACUUCUGCGCAGGAGAAAACGCCCGUGAAGUGAAAGCUACGAUCCAAAACAUAAAGAAUAUGGGAUUCCGCGGCGUAAUCUUGACUUACGCCAAGGAAACCUCAGGGAAGUCUUCCAGCGAGAAGGAUUUGUCCAAUGAUGAGUCAAAAGGUGUUGACAGCGAGACUAUGGCUUGGCAUCAAGGCGUAUUACAAACUGUCAGGAUGAUCGGCGAUGGCGACUUUUUGGCAUUAAAAUUAACUGGAGCUGGGGAAGCGGUAACCACUGCUCUUUCUUCUGGAAAACCUCUUCCUGAACAGAUGGAGAGCGCUCUGCUCGAUGUCUGCGAUGAAGCAAUUAGUCGCCACGUAAAUGUGUUCUUAGAUGCAGAGCAGCACCAUGUUCAACCAGGCAUAGACGAAGUUGCUUUAAAUCUGAUGCGCCGUUAUAACCGAGGUGGCGUAGCUGUCGUAUUCAACACGUACCAAGGCUAUUUAAAGUCAACGCCACGAAUCCUUCUUGAUCAUUUACAUAAGGCGAGGGAAGAACAGUUCGUUAUCGGCAUUAAAUUGGUCCGCGGCGCAUAUAUGAGCACGGAGCCUCGUCAUCUCAUACAAGAUACAAAAGAAGGGACAGACAUAUCUUACGACAGUAUUGCCGAGGGCCUUAUUCAAGGGAAAUAUGCGGAUUGGACACAAGACGAGGCUUUCAACUCUCCGAAACUGGAGCUAUUUCUUGCAACUCAUAACCUCCCAAGUACUCUCAAGGCACAACAGCUGCAAAAAUCCCGAAUGCAUGCCCAAUUACCUCUCAUUCGAAUUCAAUAUGGCCAAUUACUAGGAAUGGCAGAUGAAGUAAGCUUGACACUUCUUCAGAUGAAUAGGGAAGACACGUCCGGCAAGCGAUUCGCGGCUACUGAAGUAUAUAAAUGUCUUACAUGGGGUACGCUGAAUGACUGCAUCUUUUACCUCUUACGACGCGCGAACGAGAAUAAAGACGCCGUGACGAGAACUUUGGCGGAAUACAGGGCCUUAAAACGAGAAGUGCUUAGGAGAAUGACGAACAUCUUCUCAUCAUAG
Molecule: messenger RNA, 1254 nt
Organism: Trichoderma atroviride IMI 206040
Lineage: Eukaryota; Fungi; Ascomycota; Sordariomycetes; Hypocreales; Hypocreaceae
Cellular component (GO): mitochondrion
Molecular function (GO): proline dehydrogenase activity; FAD binding
Source: RefSeq, a predicted model, not a curated record